Molecule: messenger RNA, 1618 nt
Organism: Rosa rugosa (rugosa rose)
Lineage: Eukaryota; Viridiplantae; Streptophyta; Magnoliopsida; Rosales; Rosaceae
Product: E3 ubiquitin-protein ligase SINAT2
Exons: 4
Coding region: 346-1197 (283 amino acids)
Biological process (GO): multicellular organism development; ubiquitin-dependent protein catabolic process
Cellular component (GO): cytoplasm
Molecular function (GO): ubiquitin protein ligase activity; protein binding; zinc ion binding
Source: RefSeq, a predicted model, not a curated record
UAUUAAAAUUUCGAAACAACGGAAAAAACAAAAACAAGGCUUCUCCCAAUAGAAUAAAAGAGAGAAGAGGAGAAAAAACCAGAAACACAUUUAGUGAAUUUGAAGCAUACAAAAGAGACAACGAAGACCAUCGAUGGCAAGCACCACCGAGAUGAGCACGGCAAUUUCCAUAUCCGGGGAUAGCAAGUCCAUGGAGAACUGAGAGUGGAAUAGAGGGCAAAGUAGAAUAUACUUUUGGAUAUUAGGAGCCUCAGCUUUGUUAAAUUUGAAUCAUCCGUGGCUCCUGGGGUCAAGAGCAAGGGAGUUCUCGAAUCCUGCCAAACAGUUUCAGAUUAUGACAUAGCAAUGGCAAAGUCAGAGACAGUUGGUGCACUUAAUAAGCCUACCCCUGGUUUGGGUGGAAAACAUGGUCUAUAUUCAACCAAUGGUGUGCAUGAGUUACUUGAGUGCCCUGUCUGCACAAGUUUGAUGUACCCUCCUAUUCAUCAGUGUCCUAAUGGCCACACAUUAUGUUCUGACUGCAAGGUAAGGGUGCAGAAUUGUUGCCCAACUUGCCGCUAUGAGCUUGGAAAUAUCAGGUGUUUGGCUUUGGAGAAGGUUGCUGAAUCAUUGGAACUCCCAUGCAUAUACCAGAGUUUAGGCUGUCAUGAUAUUUUCCCAUACUAUAGCAAGCUGAAGCAUGAGCAACAUUGUCGAUUUCGUCUAUACAAUUGCCCUUAUGCUGGAUCUGAGUGCUCUGUUACAGGCGAUAUCCCAACUCUUGUUAAUCAUCUUAAGGAUGAUCACAAGGUUGACAUGCAUGAUGGGUGUACCUUCAACCAUAGAUAUGUUAAAUCAAACCCACAUGAAGUUGAAAAUGCAACUUGGAUGCUAACUGUCUUUAAUUGUUUUGGAAGACAGUUCUGUUUGCACUUUGAGGCUUUCCAGAUGGGAAUGGCUCCAGUCUACAUGGCUUUUUUACGAUUCAUGGGCGAUGAUACUGAGGCAAAGAAAUUCAGCUAUAGUUUGGAGGUUGGUGGAAAUGGUCGUAAGUUAAUAUGGCAAGGAAUUCCCAGGAGUAUCCGUGACAGUCAUAGAAAAGUUCGUGACAGCCAGGAUGGACUCAUAAUACAGAGAAAUAUGGCGCUCUACUUUUCUGGUGGGGAUAGGCAAGAACUGAAGUUGAGGAUUACUGGCCGGAUAUGGAAAGAAGAAUGAGAUCAGGAUAUUAAUGUUUAGGUGUACAGUUAAAGUUCUGAGUCCGGCUUGGGUAGCUCUUCAUGGAAGCAUUGAAGUAUGUAAUCCAAUUUCCUGUUUACAGUGGGAGUUUAUGUGAUUGAGCUCAAGGCAACUCGGCAAACUGAUAAAUCUGCCUGACUGCUGCCAUGGUUGGAUCCUUGAAUCAUUCAAUGGGGUUGAUGUAGCAGAAUGGCCAUAUUUUUCAAAUCCAUUUGUUCAUUUGGUUAUGUGGUCUUAUGCUUUACCCUUAAAGACUACCAUGAACUCCUUUGCUUCAUAUGUAUUUAAGUGCACCUAUUGCCAUCUAUUAGUUGUACCAAAUGUGUUUCUGACAUGGUGUGGUAAAGGUCAUUAACACCAUAUGGCCUGAAUUGAUGAAUACAUUUGAGACAUUAUCUUC